GAUAAUUCACCCACCCCCCUUUAAUCUGUAGGAAAGUCCUUGUGCAGUGUUGGGUGCAGACGGCACUCCCAGCUCCCUCCUUCUGUUUCUCUGUGUUUGUUAAGAGCUCCUGUAAACUAAUUGACGGUGGCCUCUUCAGAGAGUUAAAAGAAAAAGUCUGAGGGAUUAACUAUACAAGAUACCUUUGUCACCAAGUUGUGCAUCUUACAGAACUAUCGAGUGUGAGACACAACUCAGACCAGCAGUUUUUGUUCCUCAAUGCUAAACCACCUAAAGGAAAAUAAAUCCUGUUAUGUGAAACACCAACGGGCCUAGUCAGUAGCUGCCAUUGGAUAAGGAGGUGCUUGUGGAACACUCAGCUUGAGGGAUUUUAAUGGCUUUCAGGUAGAAUCCAAGUGGAGACAAUCAAAAUGAAUUCUAUGGACCGGCACAUACAGCAGACCAACGAUCGGCUGCAGUGCAUAAAACAGCACUUACAGAAUCCUGCCAACUUCCACAAUGCAGCGACAGAACUCCUGGACUGGUGUGGUGACCCAAGAGCCUUCCAGAGGCCCUUUGAACAGAGUCUGAUGGGCUGUUUGACGGUUGUUAGCAGAGUGGCAGCACAGCAGGGCUUUGACCUGGACCUUGGAUACAGGCUGCUGGCCGUUUGUGCAGCCAACAGGGACAAGUUCACACCAAAAUCAGCUGCCCUGCUCUCAUCGUGGUGUGAGGAGCUGGGACGGCUUUUGCUGCUGCGCCACCAGAAAAGCCGGCAAAACGACCCUCCGGGGAAGCUACCCAUGCAGCCACCCAUGAAUUCCAUGAGCUCAAUGAAACCCUCCCUUUCACACAGGUGCAUAUGUGACGGCUGCCAUCUUGACAGACCCCAGAGAUUGAAACGGGGACCUCCAGAGCUGAAAGCUGAUGGGUCUUUCCCUUAUGAUUCUGUUCCUUGGCAGCAAAACACCAAUCAACCACCAGGCUCCCUAUCAGUAGUCACUACAGUAUGGGGUGUAACUAAUACCUCCCAGAGCCAGGUGCUGGGAAAUCCCAUGGCAAAUGCUAACAAUCCUAUGAACCCAGCGGGAAAUCCCAUGGCUUCUGGGAUGACUACUAGCAAUCCUGGCAUGAAUUCACCUCAGUUUGCCGGCCAGCAGCAGCAGUUCUCAGCCAAGGCAGGCUCCAACCAGCCAUACAUACAACAGGGCAUGUAUGGGCGGCCGAACUACCCAGGGAGUGGAGGCUUUGGGGGAAGCUACCCAGGAGGCCCUAAUAACCCUGCAGGAAUGGGGAUCCCAUCCCACACCAGGCCGCCUGCCGAUUUCACUCAGCCAGCCGCUGCCGCGGCCGCCGCUGCAGUUGCAGCAGCGGCAGCUACAGCCACAGCUACCGCUACCGCCACCGUUGCAGCCCUUCAGGAAACGCAGAACAAGGAAAUGAACCAAUAUGGACCGGUUUGUUCCUCUUUCCAGAUGGGUCCAACUCAGGCUUAUAACAGCCAGUUCAUGAACCAGCCUGGCCCUCGUGGCCCUGCUUCCAUGCCGGGCAGCAUGAACCCCGCCACCAUGGGAGCAGGCAUGACGCCUUCCAAUAUGAGUGGGCCACCUAUGGGCAUGAACCAGCCCAGGCCUCCUGGGAUGAGUCCCUUCAACCAUGGGCAAAGGAUGCCGCAGCAAGCCUACCCUGGCCCACGUCCCCAGUCUUUGCCUAUGCAGGGCAUGAAGAGGCCGUAUCCAGGAGAGCCAAAUUAUGGAAACCAGCAGUAUGGACCAAAUAGCCAGUUUCCAUCCCAGCCCGGUCAGUAUCCAGCUCCCAACCCUCCAAGACCCCUUACAUCUCCCAACUACCCUGGACAAAGAAUGCCAAGCCAGCAAAGCUCGGGGCAAUAUCCACCCCCAACAGUCAACAUGGGACAGUAUUACAAGCCAUCAAGGCCUGUUCCUGUGGCAAAUUACCCUCACUCACCUGUUCCAGGAAACCCCACACCACCUAUGACUCCAGGGAGCAAUAUUCCUCCAUACCUGUCCCCUAAUCAGGAUGUCAAACCGCCAUUCCCGCCUGACAUUAAGCCAAAUAUCAAUGCUUUACCGCCACCUCCAAAUGCUAAAGGGAAAGUUCACGCUUUCUCUCCCUCUUCGAUCCCAGCCAACCAUAAUGAUGAACUGCGCCUGACGUUCCCUGUGAGAGAUGGGGUCGUAUUAGAACCCUUCCGGUUGGAACACAACUUGGCGGUCAGCAACCACGUCUUUCACCUACGGCCCACUGUCCAUCAGACGCUAAUGUGGAGGUCAGACUUGGAGCUACAGUUCAAGUGCUAUCACCAUGAAGACAGACAGAUGAACACCAAUUGGCCAGCAUCAGUCCAAGUCAGUGUCAAUGCAACUCCGCUUACCAUUGAACGUGGUGACAACAAGACGUCUCAUAAACCCCUGCACCUAAAGCACGUCUGCCAGCCAGGAAGAAACACAAUUCAAAUUACUGUCACAGCAUGCUGUUGUUCACAUUUGUUCGUAUUGCAGUUAGUACACAGGCCAUCAGUUCGUUCUGUACUUCAAGGCUUACUAAAGAAACGUCUCCUUCCAGCUGAACACUGUAUCACUAAAAUCAAGAGAAAUUUCAGUAGUGUGGCGGCCUCCUCUGGCAAUGCAACCCUCAAUGGUGAGGAUGGAGUGGAGCAGACGGCUAUCAAGGUGUCUCUGAAGUGUCCAAUCACAUUCCGGCGGAUUCAGCUACCAGCGAGAGGCCACGAUUGCAAACAUGUACAGUGCUUUGAUCUGGAAUCCUACCUGCAGCUGAACUGUGAACGAGGGACAUGGAGGUGUCCUGUAUGCAAUAAAACAGCUCUGCUGGAAGGCCUGGAGGUUGACCAGUAUAUGUGGGGUAUUCUAAAUGCUAUACAAAACUCUGAGUUUGAAGAAGUCACAAUUGACCCGACCUGCAGCUGGAGGCCUGUCCCAAUCAAGUCAGACAUUCACAUCAAAGAUGAUCCAGAUGGCAUUCCUUCCAAGAGGUUUAAAACCAUGAGUCCUAGCCAGAUGAUCAUGCCUAAUGUGAUGGAGAUGAUUGCAGCUUUGGGUCCAGGCCCAUCACCUUAUCCAUCAAUACCCCCUCCGCCUAGCGGCACCAAUUCCAACGAAUACAGUAACCAAGGUAACAGUUACCAAGGUCACAGCAAUUUUGAUUUCCCCCAUGGGAAUCCCGGUGGAACUUCUAUGAAUGACUUCAUGCAUGGGCCCCAACUGUCACACCCUCCAGAUAUGCCCAGUAGCAUGGCCGCUCUCGACAAACCCCUAAGUCACCCCAUGCAAGACCCUAUCCCUCAUCCCGGCAGCACUGAUCAGUCCCAUAGUUCCAUGCAGCAAGGUUUGCACGUACCUCAUCCCAGCAGCCAGUCAGGGCAGCCAUUACAUCACAGCGGUCCUCCUACCCAGCAGUCCCGGCAGCCGCCACAGGCCGCUUCUAGCAACCAUCCACACAAUGACCUGGCCUUUAACCCCUCCUCAGCCUUAGAAGGUCAGGCUGGUGGGCAGGGAGCAUCUGACAUGCCGGAGCCUUCGCUGGAUCUGCUUCCAGAACUCACGAAUCCAGAUGAGCUACUUUCGUACCUGGAUCCCCCUGACUUACCAAGCAAUAGCAAUGAUGACCUUCUCUCUCUUUUUGAGAACAACUGAAGCCUUCUGUAUUUUGUCUCCAACACCUCUCACUUGUUUGACACAUCUGUAGCUUCACAGUGAGGAAUCCCAAACCACCCUUUUCCACGAGGACAAACUCACAACUUGAGCAAAUGGUGCACACUCCCUAUUUUCUUCAUCUCAGAACUGCUUGAGUCAAGCUUCAUUAAUUGUGGUAGGGCAAAGCAAGAGGACAAUAAGGUGGUGACCUCAUAGACUGCCACUCUCCAUCACAGAUGAUUUGUGCAGCUGUGGAAAACCUCACUUGUUAAUUCUACAAAGAUAGAGAAUGUGUUUCGGGAUAUAUGUAGUGAGACGCAUCCCAGUAGAAACCAGUCUCAGCAAAGGAAGGAAGAAAAGGCAACAGAACUAUUCUAAAUGACCAGUUUCAGAAUGUCCUUCCAACUCGUGUUCUUCCAUGGGUUCCCCCCCCACUUUUGCUGUAGCAUCUGUUCCACUGUGUUUCUUCCUAAGUUGUGCGGGCCCCAGUCUGUACAUUUCUGUCAGAAUAAGGACAUUUGGCAGCACAUUCAGACUAGCCAAACAAACUUAAAACCAUAAAACACAUACCAAAAAGCACAAAAAAAAAAUUCAAUGAAGUCACAAGUAGGAUAAAAAUACAAAAUGCAUCAGAGGGAGGCAUCUGCUGUUUAGACAGUAGUUUCUCCAUGGUGGAAGAGUCCUGUGAAUCUCCAGGCUGUGGAAAGCGUGUUUUUCUAAAUUGUAGCAAUCUUUUUUUUCUUUUUUUUUAGUAAUCUUGUAGGCAGAGUAACUUCUUUGCUUUAACACUGAGGCUUGGAUACUUUGUUUUCUUCUGUCCUCCUCUUUCCAUUUCUUCUUUUUCCUUAGGGGAUUUGGUUUUGAAUUACCACCUUUUGUGAUAAUAUAGUAGCCAACUAUUUUUUUUAAAGGGGAGGGGAGAUAAAUCCCGUAUUUGCAUAUGAAGUGGGGAAAACAAAAAACUAUAAAACUUUGUCACUAAGAGCUUUCCAUUUUCUUAACCUGCACAAUUAAACCACUGCUCAGUUCCUAAUAGGAAAAGGUAGCAAAGUUGUGAAAGAUGAAGGAGAACUGCUCACAUUCUUGUUUUAAAUAAUUGACUUGAAAGGCAUUUGCAAUGGGAGAGACACUUUACAUCCCCUCAUAGUUUGCUUUAUUACUUUCCAGCUUAUCUUUGGCGGUUCAGCCUUUUUCUUUUUCAAGUUUGUUGUAUCAUUUAGCUGCCAGGACCUUCUCCCUUCUUUUAAAAAAUAUUUCUAAUAACAGGCAUGGGAAAAAUAAAUUACUUUGGUACAAUAGUACUGCAGACUCUCAUGCCACAAUGCUUCCGUGGUAUUUGUGCUUCUCUCAUGUGGUUGCUUCCCUCCUGCAUGAGCUUCCAGUUGCUUGUGGGCCCAUUUUUGUGCUCUCAGUCGUUCUCGCUUUAUAAAUUAUGUAUAGUAUCUGUAUGUUCAGACGUGCAUGUGUGCCAACUCUUGCCCUUAUGGGCCAACAUUUCAUCUUCUGCCUACUAUGUACAGAUACUGCUUUUCUGUGAAUAAAGAACCCUUGAUUGCUUCCUUCCCUGUCCAGGAUCAAAUCAAAUAUUCUCCUAUUUGAUUUCAGCAGUAGGCUUUCAACUUUGUGCCAGAUGAACUCUUGCUUGUUGGUUUCAGUGUGUAAACUCCACCCACCUUGCCCUCUGUGAAUGGCAUGAUGUGUGCAUUCCAUUCUGAAUUUGCUCUCUUCACCAAAGUCAUGCUUGUAAAUUCUUUGAGCAUUUGUUCUUAGCAUCUACCACCACAGCUGUAUAUGCAUCUUGAGAUAUAUA
Molecule: messenger RNA, 5463 nt
Organism: Elgaria multicarinata webbii
Lineage: Eukaryota; Metazoa; Chordata; Lepidosauria; Squamata; Anguidae
Gene: ZMIZ1
Product: zinc finger MIZ-type containing 1
Exons: 25
Coding region: 411-3653 (1080 amino acids)
Biological process (GO): regulation of transcription by RNA polymerase II; protein sumoylation
Cellular component (GO): chromatin
Molecular function (GO): zinc ion binding; SUMO ligase activity
Source: RefSeq, a predicted model, not a curated record